Messenger RNA from Penicillium odoratum, 1521 nucleotides. Its product is annotated as cytochrome P450. The record is from RefSeq and is a predicted model, not a curated record. Bases 1 to 1521 code for a protein of 506 amino acids. Gene Ontology annotation, molecular function: iron ion binding; heme binding; monooxygenase activity. The transcript is spliced from 4 exons. Lineage: Eukaryota; Fungi; Ascomycota; Eurotiomycetes; Eurotiales; Aspergillaceae.
AUGCUAGAACUCAGUGCCUUUAUAGGACAGAUUACGGGGCUUAUAUAUGUUUCCGCGGCGAUUCUGCCCCUGUGGUAUUUGGCAUCGUACCUAACUUCCCCCCUGGGCCAGUUUCCUGGCCCAUUUCUUGCCGGAUGGACCAACUUAUGGCGAAUGUAUUAUGUUCGACGAGGAGAUUAUCAUUUGGCAAUCCAAGAGCUACACAAAAAGUACGGUCCUGUGGUGCGGAUAGCGCCCAACGUCUUAGACCUGGAUAUUCCUGAGUUGGUCAAGACUACGGAGUUUUACCAUGGUAGCUGUGCUGUGAAUAACGGAAAGAUUAUCUAUAAUCUAUUCAGCGAAUGCAAGCCAGAAGUCCAUUCAGCGCAAAAAAGACCCGUCUCUAAGUACUUUUCUCUAAAUGGGAUUAUGACGCUUGAGCCUCACAUCGACAACAUGAUUCAGUAUUUCUGUCAACGCUUAGAUGAGAAAUUUGUGGACGGAUCUAAUUCCUCCCAAAUAUGCGACCUUGGAGAAUGGAUUACUUACUAUACGUGGGAUGUUGUUGGUCAAGCUACAUUUAGUCAACCGAUCGGAUACCUAGAGAAAGGCUACGACUUUGACAACACUCUCAAGACGGCUAAUAUUGCUAUGGAUUAUUUCACCUUAGUCGGACAGAUGCCAAUACUUGAUCAUCUACUUGACAAAAACCCGAUUUAUAGGCUUGGGCCACCUUCUUUCGGUGCCAUCACAAAUAUCUCGAUCCAACAUCUAGUGGACCGUCUACAGGGCAGUGACACCGGAUACCAUGACUCGGGGAAGCCGGACGUCUUAGACAAGUUAAUUGAAGCAGAAGGAAAUUUUCCAGAUGCCGUCGAUGACACGCUGAUUAUUUCUUGGUUGAUGGUCAUUAUGAUUGCUGGAGCGGACACGACGACUAUCACCCUCAGUACGGCUUUAUACUACUCGUUAAAACAACCUGGUAUCUGGCAGCGCCUUAGGUCAGAAAUUCCUGCUAACAACUCUAAGUCGUCAUUCUCAGCGACUUCCUACAAGGAUUCCAGGAAUUUUCCAUACUUGAAUGCAGUUGUCCGUGAGGCAUUGAGGUACCAUCCCGGCGUUGCCAUGCUUCUUGAAAGAUACUCACCCAAAGAAGGUCUUAAUCUCCCCGGCGGACGUCAUGUUCCAGCCGGAUGUGUGGUUGGAAUGAAUCCUUACGUUGUCGGGCGAAAUAAGUCAGUCUUUGGCGAGGAUGCUGACAUAUUCCGCCCUGAGCGAUGGUUUCGCGAUGAGAAACUGGAGACCGAAGAAGAAUUUCAGCAACGCCUUCGCCUGAUGAACAAUACAGAUCUAGCAUUUGGAGGCGGAAGUCGUAUCUGUAUCGGAAAACAUUUAGCUCUCGUUGAGGUCUACAAGGUUCUUGCUACCCUUAUUUCUCGUUUUGAUAUCAGCUUUGUCGAUCCAAUUAAGGAAUGGUCAACCCACAAUAGCUUUUUUGUGCGACAAAGUGGCAUCAAAGUGAAGUUAUCUAUUCGUACCUGA